UAUAUCAUGAGUUCAGGGGUCAAAUUCCACAACGGCGAAAGGAAAAAAAGCAAGCACAACCACGAUGGUUAGAGCAUGGUUUUCGAAACUCUACAGCCGAUUAUCCAACGGAAAGGGUCUCCUAGCAUCGCUGGCGGCUGCGGUAGGUUUUACCGUGAGCCCCGUGUUGAGCAGGCGGGCCGCAGACGCCGGUGUGCCGGGGUUCCAGCUGGUGUUGGUGAACGAGCUCUGUAAACUCGCCCUGUUCGUUCCCUUGGCGUUGAUCUUCAGAGUUCCACUGCGAGGAAACGACUGGAAGCAGACUGUUCUCAUGGUGGUUAACGGCGCACUGAGAGCUCUGGGAGGGACGCUUUUGGUGUUGUCAGUUAUUCUGAUUCCACCGGGGAACGCAUUGGCUAUCAGUCAGGGGGCCGCGGCACCCAUUUUUGGCAUGAUCGUGGCCUGGCUGAUCAUGAGAGAGGCCCCGGGAUGGCCAAACGUCAUCGGUAUCGUCUUCCAAAUCGCUGGAGUCGCCAUGAUUGUUUUCGGCGGGAGACCAGCCCUCGAUUCGUCGACAGAACAUUCAGAUUCAUCCUGUGCAAACUCCCUGAAUAACACGUUACCGGAAAACAUAAUAUCUUGCAACACAAGUCAAAUUGACAAUGAUACUACCACAACUGAGAGAGAAACAUCUAGAAAGCUUAUACACGACCCGUAUGCAGCAUAUGUAGUUGGGAACAUAUUUGCUGUUUUAUACCCACUAGUACUGGCAUUCGUAGAUGUUCUAAACAGGAAGCAUUUGAAAAGUAAUGCCAAACUCACAUGUAUUGUGUUUUCAGAGGGCUGGGGAUUUAUUCUCAUUAUUCCUGUCAUGUUCCUCACAUCAACGCCGAAAUGGACUCUCGAAUUAGAAGUUGUGUUCAGUCUUAUAGGACAAGGUGUGAUUUUGACAUUGGCGGUGGGGUGUUUUUACCUUGGCCUCAAUACAGAGAAAGCGGCGACAGUGUACAUAAUGUUGGGCCUUAGCACGGUCCUUGGGUACGUAGUACAGUACUUCGUCGUUCAUAUCACUCCGCAGACGUUAGAACUGUUUGGGGCGGCCACUAUCACGUUGACUAUUGUUGUUGUUUUUCUGUUCACGUGGAGAAAACGUGCGAGAAAGAGAGCCAACGAGUUCACGGCUACAAAGGAGGAAAAUGAGAAAGUUCAAAUUAACAACGAACCUGAUGAGAUUGAAUAUCGUUUGUAUGAAUCAUCUGUGUAAGACAAACCGUUUUGAUAUUUUCAUGCUUGACAAAACAAACAAAAAAUGCACACAAUUUGCUAUCAUAAUAAAAGAUUUG
Molecule: messenger RNA, 1322 nt
Organism: Branchiostoma floridae (Florida lancelet)
Lineage: Eukaryota; Metazoa; Chordata; Leptocardii; Amphioxiformes; Branchiostomatidae
Exons: 2
Coding region: 65-1243 (392 amino acids)
Cellular component (GO): membrane
Source: RefSeq, a predicted model, not a curated record